Molecule: messenger RNA, 3247 nt
Organism: Zea mays
Lineage: Eukaryota; Viridiplantae; Streptophyta; Magnoliopsida; Poales; Poaceae
Exons: 11
Coding region: 476-2989 (837 amino acids)
Biological process (GO): cellular response to phosphate starvation
Cellular component (GO): membrane
Source: RefSeq, marked validated
CACUCAGUUUCAUCGUCGUCGUCCUUCGUCUCUCCAUAGAAAACACACCAGCUGCUUCUCGUUCUUCCGCGUCGUACGUACCAGUACCACCCUCCUGGAUUACCACCUCCAUAGCUUUGAUAUCUCUCAUCCAUCGAUUCCCUCCUAGAAUCCAAUCCGAUGCGGCGGCCACCACCCCCGCCCCAAGUGGCGUCCUCGUGAGAGGUUGGCAGCGAGCUACAUCAGCGAGAAGCCUAGGGCGCGCAGUAUAUCUCGGAAUGUGCUGGCUCCCAACAGCCGCGAAGCGAUUCUCCCCUCACCCUCGACCACGAGCCGCCUAUAUAACCAUCUCCAUGGCUCCCCCUCCCAACCCCCACCAGAGCUAGCGGCAUCACUGUCAUCGAGCUCGACCGACGACCGUCGAUCGGUACCCGUCGUCGUCGCGGCGUCGUCGACGACGGCAUAAUAAUAUAAUAACCAGGCCAGGGCAGGGAAGAUGGUGAAGUUCUCCAAGCAGUUUGAGGGGCAGCUUGUCCCCGAGUGGAAGCAUGCCUUCCUGGACUACUGCCUGCUCAAAAAGGAUCUCAAGAGGAUGCAGCACGCCCGGCACCAUGCUGCUGCCGACCGUCGCCAAGCAGCAGGCCUAACCGACACGCAAGAAACUGCCGCCGGCCACCACGCGGAACGGGCCUCUCUCUCUCUGUCCCAGUGGCUCCUGGACAGGCUCCCCGCUGGCCUCUUCGGCUCCAAUGCUCCCAACAGGGAUCGUCAUGGGGUCAUACACGUGCACCGCCGCAAGCUGGCGGGGUCGGCGAGCAGAGGCGGCGGCGGCGACGUGUACGAGACGGAGCUGCUGGAGCCGUUGGCCGACGACGACGGCGACGCGGCCGCGGCGCGGGAGUUCUUCGCGCGCCUGGACGCGCAGCUCAACAAGGUGAACCAGUUCUACAGGGGCAAGGAGCAGGAGUUCCUGGAGCGGGGCCGGUCCCUGCGGCGGCAGAUGGACAUACUCGCCGACCUCAGGGCGGCCAGGGCCAGGGAGGACCCCUCCGUCGCCUCCGCUUCCGCCGCCUCCGAGGAUGAGUACACAAGGUAUGCGAUGACGUCAGCAUCAGACACGGACGCGCUGCAGCUGAGCGAGCAAGAAGAACAAGCCACGCCGCUGCCGACCGACGGCCCCGGCGUCACGGCUCAGGAGGACCACCAGCAGCAGCAGGAUCUAGAAGGCUCCGGAACCUUCGCGGUGAGGCCGCCCUUGAGCGGGUGCGGGAGGAAGAGCCUGAAGAUCACCAUCCCACUGACCACCCCCUCCAGGACGAUCUCCGCGCUGACGGACAUCCUGUGGGACGAGCUCGCCAUCAGCCACUUCUCCUCCUCCUCCAAGAAAUGCAUCCCGGACGGGAAGCAGAGCGUCAGCAAGACCAAGCUCCGGCACGCGGAGAAGAUGAUCAAGCGCGCCUUCGUCGAGCUCUACAAGGGGCUGGGCUACCUCGCCACCUACCGGAGCCUGAACAUGAUGGCAUUCGUGAAGAUUCUGAAGAAGUUCGAGAAGAUCACCGGGAAGGAGGUCCUGUCCAUAUAUCUCAAGGUGGUCGAGACCUCCUACUUCAACAGCUCUGAUGAGGCGCUGAAGCUGAUGGACGAGGUCGAGGACAUCUUCGUCCGGCACUUCGCCGGCGACAACCGGCGCAAGGCCAUGAAGUACCUGAGGCCCGCGCAGCGCAGGGACUCGCACGCCGCCACCUUCUUCACGGGGCUCAUGGCCGGCUGCUUCGCCGCGCUGUUCGUGGGCUACUGCGUCAUGGCGCACAUGGCGGGGAUGUACUACUACUACUCCACCCCGGCGCCGCCUUCUCGCGCCCGCGGUACCGGCGGCGGCUCGGUAUCUGUGUCGGUGUCGGUGUCCGUGUACAUGGAGACCGCGUACCCGGUGCUGAGCAUGUUCGCGCUGCUGUUCCUGCACCUGCUCCUCUACGGGUGCAACAUGGUGGCGUGGCGCAGGUGCCGCGUCAACUACGGCUUCAUCUUCGAGUCGUCGCCGUCGCCCGCCGGCGGGGAGCUCGGGCCCCGGGACGUGUUCCUCGUCUGCGCCGCGUCCAUGGCCGCCGUCGCCGGCGUCAUGUUCGCGCACCUCGCCCUCGUGCUCAGGUGGGGCUACCACGCGUCGCCGCACGUGGAAGCCAUCCCCGCGUUCUUGCUCCUGGUGUUCCUGCUGCUGCUGUUCUGCCCGAUCAACGUCGUGUACCGGUCCAGUCGGUUUCAGUUCCUCAGGAUACUGAGGAACAUUGUACUGUCACCGCUCUACAAGGUUGUAAUGGUAGACUUCUUCAUGGCCGAUCAGCUUUGCAGCCAGGUGCCUAUGCUACGGAGCCUGGAGUACCUGGCGUGCUAUUACAUCAGUGGGAGCUACUGGACGCAGGAGUACGGCUACUGCACCAACACCAAGCACAUCAGAGACCUGGCCUACGCCGUCUCCUUCCUGCCGUACUACUGGAGAGCCAUGCAGUGCGCACGGAGGUGGUUCGACGAGGGGGACACGAGCCACCUGGUGAACCUGGGCAAGUACGUCUCCGCCAUGCUCGCCGCCGGCGCCAAAGUGGCGUACGAGAAGGACAGGAGCCUGGCGUCGCUGUCGCUCCUCGUCGCCGUGUCCAGCGGCGCGACGGUGUACCAGCUGUACUGGGACUUCGUCAAGGACUGGGGCCUGCUCCAGCCCAACUCCAAGAACCCCUGGCUCAGGAACGACCUCAUCCUCAGGAGGAAAUCCAUAUACUACCUGUCAAUGGGACUGAACCUUGUGCUGAGGCUCGCUUGGCUGCAGACCAUCAUCCAUCCAAAUUUUGGGAGCUUGGAUUCUAGGGUCACUUCCUUCUUCCUAGCGGCCCUCGAGGUGAUCCGGCGAGGGCAUUGGAACUUCUAUAGGCUGGAGAAUGAGCAUCUGAACAACGCUGGCAAGUUCCGUGCGGUGAAGACGGUUCCACUGCCUUUUCAUGAAGUGGACGACGACUAAAUGCACAUCUACUGAACCAUCUGACCGUCACUGCUACUGCUAGAUCGAACAGCUUUGUUCCUUCAACACUCUGCUGAAAUUUUUUUUGAACUCAAGACGUGGAGAAUUGUUCAGAUCCUUAGCUGUUCGCCUGUUCUUGCGUGUAAUUCGUUCCUUCAGGGAGUGGCGUCUCUAUGUAACCGAAGAUGCUUGAAUCAUUUGUUCGUUCCUAGAUGCGUCAAGGUGUAAAUAAGAGGCAUCGCAAUCGCAUUUCGCAGU